CAUGGCGCGGGGCUGCGCGGCUGAGCGGGGCGGCCGCUUCCUGCCCGCGCCACACUGAGCCGCGGUACCGGCGGCCGCAGCUCGGCCGCGCCAUGCGCGACUACGACGCGGCCACCGCCUUCCUGGGCGAAUGGGGCCGCUUCCAGCGCCUCGUCUUCUUUCUGCUCAGCGCCAGCAUCAUUCCCAAUGGCUUCAACGGCCUCUCCAUCGUGUUCCUGGCGGGCACGCCCGAGCACCGGUGUGUCGUGCCCCGCGGGGCCAACCUGAGCGGCGAGUGGCGCAACGCCAGCAUCCCGCUGGAGCUGCGGGACGGGCAGGAGGUGCCGAGCCGCUGCCGCCGCUACCGCCUGGCCGCGCUCGCCAACUUCUCGGCGCUGGGGCUGCGACCCGGCUCCGACGUGGAGCUGGAGGCGCUGGAGCAGGAGCCGUGCCUGGACGGCUGGGAGUACAGCCGCGAUGUCUAUCGCUCCACCAUCGUCACCGAGUGGAAUCUCGUAUGUGCCAACGACUGGAAGGGACCCCUGAGCACCUCCCUGUUCUUUGUGGGUGUCCUGCUGGGAUCUUUCAUCUCAGGACAGCUCUCAGACAAGUUUGGCAGGAAGAAUGUGCUGUUUGCAACUCUGGCAAUGCAGACUGGCUUCAGUUUCAUACAGGUCUUCUCUACCAGCUGGGAGAUGUUUUCAGUGUUGUUUGUGCUGGUUGGCAUGGGACAGAUAUCUAACUACGUGGCAGCAUUUGUUCUUGGCACAGAAAUCCUUGGCAAGUCAGUCCGAGUGCUGUUCUGCACCCUGGGGGUGUGCAUCUUUUAUGCCUUUGGCUACAUGUUGCUGCCUCUGUUCGCUUUCUUCAUCCGAGACUGGCGGAUGCUGCUGCUGGCGCUCACCCUGCCCGGGCUGCUCUGCAUCCCGCUCUGGUGGGUCAUUCCAGAGUCUCCACGGUGGCUGAUCUCCCAGGGAAGGUUUCAGGAGGCAGAAGACAUCGUCCGAAAAGCUGCAAAAACUAAUGGCAUUACAGCCCCAGAUGUAAUAUUUGACCCUAGUGAGCUACAAGAUGUGAAUUCCCAGAAGCAACAGACGUACACCAUUUUGGAUCUAAUGAGAACUCGAAAUAUCCUAACUAUCACAAUUAUGUCAGUGCUUCUUUGGAUGAUAAUCUCAGUUGGCUAUUUUGGACUUUCUCUUGACACACCUAACUUGCACGGAGACGUGUAUGUGAACUGCUUCCUGUCAGCAGUGAUUGAGGUCCCAGCCUACAUCAUCUCCUGGCUGCUGCUCCGCAAUCUCCCCCGACGGUACUCAAUGGCUGCUGCGUUAUUCUUGGGAGGCUGUGUUCUUCUCUUCAUUCAGCUGGUGCCUUCACAUCUCCGUGCACUGUCUAUUCUGCUGGUGAUGUUGGGCAAGUUUGGAAUCACGUCUGCCUUCUCCAUGGUUUAUGUUUACACGGCUGAGCUCUACCCAACAGUAGUAAGAAACAUGGGAGUUGGAGCAAGUUCCAUGGCCUCCAGACUGGGCAGCAUCCUCUCACCUUACUUUGUUUACCUUGGUGCCUAUGAUCGAUUCUUGCCUUACAUCCUGAUGGGGAGUCUGACUGUGCUGUCAGGAAUUCUCACACUAUUCCUGCCUGAAAGCUAUGGUAUGCCUCUGCCUGACACCAUUGAUCAAAUGCUGCGGGUGAAAGGGUUAGAAUACAGGCCUCCAUCUAGUAGCACAAGGGAUUCCAAGGAGGAAGAAGAAAAUCCAGAGAUUUUUAAAAGCACAGCUUUUUGAUGGAACUCCUGUGUAUUUCCUGGUGGACUGAAAGUUAAAUGGACUUUUCUUCUAAAAUUUAUCCUAGAAAGGGCUAGUGACAACACUUUGUUUUCUGUAAUUUGAACCUUAUUUAUUAAUUUAAACACUGUGUUCCCUACAUUCUCUUUUUAUAUGAACAUAAAUACUUUGUAGCCUUCAGUGAGAUUUUUCAGCCAUGGUUGAGUUCAUGCAGUAGUACCAUGGAGCAGAAUCUGAUCAAUCUUUUGUAACUUUCCACGUAUAGUUCAGCUGAAAGAUACUUGAAAAUGAGUUCAAGGGCUGGCAGGGGGCCUGGAUUCUUCAGUGAACCUCCUCCAGAGCUAAUGCUUACAUCAAGAGGUAAAAAUUGCCUGAAAAAGUUGCUCAUUGCUUUUGGUUCCUUGACUUCUGUUUGUGGACAGGAAACUUAUUUAUUAUAGGGAAGGUUUAUGACAAUGUGCCUCUCUUUGAUCUUACUCAAAUGACUUUGCAUAUGCUGAAUUUGUUACCAAAUUGAGAAAGAUGCAAAGAAAGAUUUUGAGAAUUAAUCAUAACGUGUUAUGUUUUAACUCAGCAUAGACUGAAAGGAUUGCCUUGCACAAAGUAUUUAGCACUGAAAUUUUGUUCACAAAAUUCACUUGAUUCCAAUGCUGGAUUUCAACUGUACCUUCUUGGUGAAGUCGUUUACAUCUGACCUUGGAUAUGGCCUUUUUUCAGGCUGGAUUUAUUCUAAAUAAUGCAAACGGUUUCACCUGUGUGUAAAGGGAGUGUGUUAGUUUGGCAUUCUCCCUUUUCAAUAUGUGGUGAAAGUUUUAUGUAUAAAUUGUUUUAAUGUUUUCUGUGCAACUUGGAUGAUGGAAACAAUUCUCCUGUCUUUGUCCUGUGUUUUUCCCACUCAUAUACACAUGCACACGAUUAAUAUAUUUAGUUGUGAAUUUUCAUGUUAAUCAUGCCACUGCACUGACCUCAUGGUGGAAUGUACUGAGAACAAAACUCAGAAUAUAUCACUGACCCCUGAUUCUCCAAGUGUCAACUAUAUGAUUGCUGUGAGGUCUGUUCACUCUAAGUUUCACUUAACUUAUGCAAUCAGUGAAUUGCUUUUAAAUUGUUUUUUAAAAAACCCAACAAACCCACAAAUCUUGUUGUCAGUCUGCCAAGAAACCAUUCCUUGUGUUAUGGAAGUUUGGCAUUGCCUGUGUUUCUUUAAAUACACAAGAUAUAUAUGUACACAGAGUCUCAUUUGUGCUAUGCUGGUUACAGUGUGACAAAUGUGCGUGGUGAAAGGUUUCUCUCUCAUGGCACUUGUGUUUUGUUUUGUCUUGUUACAUUAAGACAAUAAUAAUAAACAGCCUAAACCUUUGUAGCCUAAACUCUCAGGGUCCUUACUGUACUGCAGCAGCUGGUUGGGGAAGUUUUGCAUUUUCCUAUGGUGUUUAAAUAUACAGGUGGUGUUGGCUGAUUCCAGUCUUUCAUUAAUCAAUAUCCCAAAUUCUGACCUUGGUAACAGACUCCAGCAAUGGGACUGAUGUGUACCUUGGACUGCUUGUCACAGGAAGAAAGUAGAAAAUGCUGUAUAGACUAUAGUGGUUUGGUUUGGUUAAAUUCUUCCUAACAGUGUCUUGAGCUCUAGGGUUUGCUUCACUUUUCCUGCAUUUUCUCACCUCCUUAUUUAGGAUUUGCAUUUACGAAUGCAGCAGGGAGCUGACCAAUGUCCCCAGGCCAGAGAAUGAUACACAAGCACAGUGUUGUCAGCUUUUCCAAGGAAAAAAAUUCAAAGCUUGGGGCAGAUUCAGUGUCACUCCUCUUUAGUAGGUUGACAAGCCCUGAGCAGGCAGGUUUAAAAUGCAGUAUGUGAUUUGAGGCUACUGCCAAAACUGAGAAUCUGGAUUUUACAAGCCUCACUGCACAUCACAGGACAGCCUUGACAUGAACAAAUACAUGUCAGGAUAGUGCAUGUAACAGCCAGUCCCCCUUUCCUGAAAACAUGACCUGAUCUGUUAGGUUUACAGCCUCUUUGAAAUACCCAUUGCAAGAGUAUGUUGUAAAACAUAGUACAAAUAGUUUUCUUUGUAAACCUUAUGUUUAGGAACUGGAACAUUGCGAAGCAGCUUUUUUUGUGUGUGUUGAAGAAUGAUCUGGUAACUGCAGGAAUCUGAGGCAAAACACAUUUAGCUGCAGCUUCCUUGUAAUGAAUUUGCCAAUGUAAACAACCAUGUCCCAUAAGGCUCUUCCUGUAAACAGCUUCAGAAAAUACCCUGAAAUGUAAAAUACGUGCUUGCUUGAUAGAUUAUUUAGUCUGGAAAUUCCAGUCCUAAAGUGCAGUGUCAAUUUAACAUCUGAUUUAGCUGUAAUUUCUUACCCACUCUUUUAUCAAAGUAUGUGCCUUGAAAGAGAGACAUUUUUUCUUGAAUAUUUAAAUAUUUUUAUGUUUACUGAAGUUCUUUGUGAGGUUUUCUGUUGUUAUGGUUGGUUUGGGAUUUUUUUUUUUUUAAUCCAGAUUGGGGAAUUUCCUGAUUGUGACUAAUACUACAAAAAUCAAUGGCAACCACUUCACGUCAAAAAAAGGUUUUUUCUCUUGCUUAUGUUUUUAAAAACAAAGUUUGAGUCAGAAAUGUGGAACAUAAUUGAUAUAGCAGACUGGGUUAUUUUGUACUUACUGUUUUAUCCUACUCUUUUCAAGUUCAGUUCUAAGCCAAGGACUUUGUUCUAGUAGGUAACAGGCAUCUCCAAAAGGAACUGAGGAAAUAUUUUAAUAAACAAGAUACAGAUAAAAGGACCUGAUACAGUAAUGGGCAAAUCUUAGAGUGGUGUCCAUGCUGGCAACAGAUAAGAUUUGCAGCACAGAGUAUGUGCAGAAUAGGGAGAAAGGACAGAACUGACUUUUGGAAGAAGAAUUGUGAUAAACCUGUGAGCUUGUGCUGCAGAGGAAGAAGAUGAACAGACUUUGACACUCAGACUGACCUUAACCAGGGAAGUCCUGCAUGAUUUGGGUGCCUAUAACCUGUAUCACAGCAGCAAUGCAUGUUAGUUACCUGGUUAGGGAGGAUUCCCUGUUGCCAGAGAACAAUCACACUGCCAUAUCUUCACCAAGGGAAGUAGCAUAUGGCCUUGGGGACAAGGAUCUCUUCCUUUCCAGCUCUCAGGCUGACUCCUGUCAUCCUCUCAGCCAUGUCACAUAAUCCUGUGACUUCUGUUUCUUUGCUUGGAAAUGCCAUUAACUCAAAAGGUACCACAACUGCUUGUGAUGUUUGUGCUCCACAGUCAAUAAUUGUUGGAAUCUCUGACUCUCCUGACAGUGAAUGUAAUGCUCCCAUAAGCAUCAUUUAGUACUUCAUCUUCCACGAUGGGGCAACUUUAGCUGACUUCUGACACUGUUUUGUGAAGAGGUGUGAAUUCCUCCCCCCUUUGCAAGUGAGCAUUGCAAAGGUGCAGGGGAAGGUGGAUGGGUACACAGGGAGGGGGUGCAUUGCCCGGGGAGCUGGACUGUAACACCUGUUUCAGUAUUUGUAGAAUAGAACCUUAGUCCUGGCAGUUAUAAAUUAUUUUCAUAAAACAUAGAAUCAGCUUAGGACCAUAAAGCCUUAGGUAGACGUGCUUUUGGGAGUACCUUAAACCAGUAAUGGCUACAGCCUUGUACAUAGAAAGAUAAAUUUCUUCUAAGAAUGUAAAUAUUCCUAGCUGUACCUACAUUGA
Messenger RNA from Pyrgilauda ruficollis (rufous-necked snowfinch), 5459 nucleotides. RefSeq names its product solute carrier family 22 member 5-like. The transcript has 10 exons. Gene Ontology annotation, cellular component: membrane. Gene Ontology annotation, biological process: carnitine transport; transmembrane transport. NCBI's taxonomy places the organism in Eukaryota, Metazoa, Chordata, Aves, Passeriformes, Passeridae. Bases 93 to 1766 code for a protein of 557 amino acids. The record is from RefSeq and is a predicted model, not a curated record. Gene Ontology annotation, molecular function: ATP binding; transmembrane transporter activity.